Molecule: messenger RNA, 3129 nt
Organism: Leishmania mexicana MHOM/GT/2001/U1103
Lineage: Eukaryota; Euglenozoa; Kinetoplastea; Trypanosomatida; Trypanosomatidae
Exons: 1
Coding region: 1-3129 (1042 amino acids)
Molecular function (GO): protein binding
Source: RefSeq, a predicted model, not a curated record
AUGAACACGGUGGGGUGUGAAAUAGCCUCGCUGCUGGAGGUUCUCAGCAGCUCAGAAGAGGCAGGUAUAUGUCCACUGGCAAGCUUUGCUCGCGACAUUCGCUCGUUGGUGGACACUGGGCAGACCGAGGACCUUGGCAACGUUCUCGCGCAGCGCUCCGCAGAGCUGGUGAAGGAGGAGGAGAAGCUGAACGCAUCGAAGGAGAUGAUAUCUGUCACGUAUGACAAGCUGCGUGCGGAGAUGACUCGCGUUGAAGCACAAAUGCGCUCACAGGAGCGCCGCCUGCAGGAGGUGUCGCAGCAGAAGAAGCUAUGCAAACUUGCCCUCAACCUUUACUUGGCAGGCGAGGUACCGAGCCUCGUAGACGCCCACGGCAUGGCGGUGCCCUGUGCAUCACCAGGCUUGCCAGAUAUGAUGAAGCGAGGUGCUGAGGACAGGGGAGAGGAGCACCCCAACAAAGCAGCACCGGAGCCAGCACCCAUGAAGAACUCCCCCACCUCUCGCCCGCGUAGACCAGUGCAAGCCGUCGAGAAUGACGGCAGUGGAUCGCCAAAGAACGGCGCGCCAACGGUCUCGCCUCGCACCGGCCUCGCAGCGCUCACGUCGGACGGCCUUCUCGCACUGCUCCGCCUGCCAGACGUCAAGGAGAACGUGCUGCUGAACGCGAUCGAGGGCUACACGCAGCAGCACCUCGAAAAGAAUAGCAACUGGAUGACGGCGCAGAGCUACCCUGACAUCCUGGCCGUGAUGAUGGCGGUGCUGAGUCACCUCAGCGAGCCGCGGCCCCCGGUGCAGCUCGCGGAGCUGCGUUUGCUUGGUUAUGCUCUGCAGUCUUCCCCCGCUCCUCGCCCGUCUGGCAACAACGACAAUCUCUUCAAAGUAUUAGAUACUCUCGUCCGGGAUGGCCGAGCCGUGCCCAUCCUCACGAACCUGCUAAACAGCGUGAACGAUGACGUGAAGUGCGAGGUGCUGGAGUUCCUGGCACCGCUCGUGUGUGAGACGCACGCUCUCAUCAACGCUGUUGCCGUCAACACCCUCAGCGCCUUUGCGCGGAAAGAGUUUCUGGCCGCGAACGGACUGGAACCGCUGGUGAACAUUGUCAUUGUAAGCACUUCCGAGGCAGUGUUGGAGCGGGCGCUGAUCUUCCUGUGGGGGCUCCUCACCAAGGACGAGAAAGUGGAGCACGGAGGCAGUGUAGACGCGUCUAUUCGCUCGCAGGCGCGUGAGCUGGGUGGGCUGCGAGCAGUGCUGGACCUUCUGUACACAGACUGUCUCCCUAUAUUAGAAAAUGUUUCGAUGGUGAUUGGCUACAUCACGCGAGAGGACGCCUCCAAAAAGGAAAUACGCGAGAUUGGCGGACUAGAGAAAAUCACUGCAACGCUGCGCCACCCGUCCGACUCGAUCAAGACCAAGAUGGCCGGUGCGGUGUGGAACUGCGCAUCGAACGCCGACAACCGCAAGCAUCUCCGUGAGCUGGGCGCUAUCCCGGCUCUUCUAGAGUUGCUUCGAAACCCAAGCUCAGCCGUCAUGGACAACAACACAUACGAAUUCGUCCGAGAGAAUGCGGCGGGCGCGCUCUGGAACCUUAGCGUUGAGACGGAGAGCAAGACGCAGAUCAUCGAGUACGGCGGCGUGCCAGUGUUGGUGGAGGUAAUGUCCUCGUCGAACAGCGUUUCGGUGGUCGAGAACGCAUCUGGUACGCUGUGGAACUGCUCCGCGACGGCAGAAGCCCGCCCCAUACUCCGCAAGGCUGGCUGCAUACCCGUGCUUCUCUCUCUUCUCAAUCACCGCAAGCCGAUCGAGCCGUCGCGGGCCAUCGCUGUCAAGUCCACUAUGCCCCUCAGCGAGAAAAUCAUCGACAAUGUCGCUGGCACGUUGCGCAACUGCGCCAUCAACGACCAGAACAAGCCCGCCAUCCGCGAGUGCGGCGGUGUCGAGCUGCUUGUGGCGAAGGUGAGGGAGGCCUAUCUUAGCUCAAACAAGAGGAACAGUGCCGACAAGACACCGUCGCCGCCCUCUCCUUCGACGGUCGACAAGCUAGUAUCCACGCUGUGGAUUCUGACAACGUCGCCGGAGAUCAAGCAUUCAGUUCGGUACGCCGGCGGUAUUGAGGCCUUCACGAGCAUUCUCGAGAUGUCGUCGCCUAGCAUAGCUGGGGGCAGCAAGGCAGCCGGGAAGAACGCGAGUCUGUUUUCGCCGCUGCGCAUGCCGGCUGACACGAGUAGGCUGAGUGUCGAGGCGUUCCAGGCAGCGUACAGUCCGUCAGCCAUCGGGAAGCUGCAGUUUGGGACGCCGUCCUUGUUGGUUCCCAUGAACGUGAAGGAGAAACUAGUAGGCGUGCUGCGCAACUGCAGCACCGUCACGGAGAACAGGCCGACUAUGAUACAGGCGGGGUGUACGCGGUGCCUUGUGGCUGUUAUAAUGGACUGCUACGCGUCCGCGACGGUGUUUCAAGCGAACACCGUCACCCACAAGAACAGCCGCUUCCAGGAGCCGUCGACGCAGCUCAAGGAGACCGUGGCCUCGGCACUGUGGCACCUUUCCCGCGAUGACAAGGAGACGCCACGUCUCCAAGGAGGGCUGGAGCUCAUGUGCAUGCUACUUCUGUCCCCGCAGCAGCCCUCCGUAGUCCUCGAGCAGGCAGCCGGCGCCCUCUCGUCGCUCACCGUGAACAACAACGAGAACCGCGAUGCCGUCCGCACAUAUGGCGGCCUCUCCGCCCUCAUCAGCCUCGUCUCUGAGUAUCCGCAAGGCAACACGGGCAGCCGAGCUGGGAAAUCGGAUGUGUCGUCACACACAUACGCCGCCCUCAAUGCCCUUCUCACGAUUCGAAACUGCACCGUCAACAGCGACGAAAACGUACGCGCGUGCUACGAGGCGCUAACCGACAAGAAGUCUGCCUUCGGAUCUGCGCUGCUGUAUAUGAUCGAGCACGGAUCGGAGGAGUGCGCAAAGGAGGCGGCCCUGACGGCAAAGAACAUCUGCUUCAUACCUGCCGCUGCUAGCUACUUUGUGCAGAAUAACGGGGUUGCACUCGUGACGUCGCUGUCAGAGCGCGCAUCGUCUGAUUCUGUUCGGCGUGCCGCUGCGGCGUUGCUGCAAGUUCUCUCGAAGGCCGCGAAGAAGUGA